This is a messenger RNA of Phragmites australis (common reed), 2864 nucleotides long. Its product is annotated as probable mixed-linked glucan synthase 3. Lineage: Eukaryota; Viridiplantae; Streptophyta; Magnoliopsida; Poales; Poaceae. The coding region runs from base 145 to 2808 and encodes 887 amino acids. The transcript has 4 exons. Gene Ontology annotation, molecular function: mannan synthase activity; cellulose synthase (UDP-forming) activity. Gene Ontology annotation, biological process: plant-type primary cell wall biogenesis; cellulose biosynthetic process. The record is from RefSeq and is a predicted model, not a curated record. Gene Ontology annotation, cellular component: plasma membrane; trans-Golgi network.
GUGACGUCGGAGCUGUAGAAUUAUACGGACACGUUAGUAUAUAUAUGCCUCCGUGGCAUCCCUGGUGUAACGCCUCGUACAAACCUCUCCUCUCUCUGGUUGGCUCCCGUCCGUGCAGCAGCAUCCUCACGUAUACCACGCGCCAUGUCUUCGCUGGUGCCCGGCGCCGGCGGCGCUGCGCGCGAGGACGAUGCCGGCCUCAACGAGCCGCUGCUCGCGAACGGCGACCGCGGCUUUCACACUGGCGGAGCGCUGGCCGCGGUGGUCGUGGCCAAUGCGCACGGCAGCGGCGGGGCCAAGGAGAAGGGUGCCGUGAAGGUGAGCAAGGACAGGUACUGGGAGGACGUCCACCAGCCGGACGCCGUGGCGGCGGCAGACCUGGAGAGCGGCGGCGGGCGGCCGCUGCUGUUCUCGAACAAGAAGGUCAAGGCGACCCUCCUGUACCCCUACAGGACGCUGGUUCUGAUACGCCUCGUCGCCGUGAUCUUAUUCAUCGCAUGGCGCAUCAAGAACAACAACUCCGACGUCAUGUGGUUCUGGGUGACCUCCGUCGUCGGCGACGUCUGGUUCGCCUUCUCGUGGCUGCUCUACCAGCUCCCAAAGUUCAGCCCCAUCAAACGGACCCCCGACCUCGCCACUCUCCGGCAGCACUACGACCUCCCCGACGGUGGCUCCAUCCUCCCGGGCAUCGACGUCUUCGUUACCACCGCCGACCCCGUCAACGAGCCGGUGUUGUACACCAUGAACUGUGUCCUCUCCAUCCUCGCCGCCGACUACCCCGUCGACAGGUACACUUGCUACCUGUCCGACGACAGUGGCGCACUGAUCCUCUACGAGGCGCUGGUCGAGGCUGCAAGCUUUGCCUCCAUGUGGGUGCCCUUCUGCCGGAAGCACUCCAUUGAGCCGAGAGCGCCGGAGAGCUAUUUCCAGAUGGAGGGGAUGAUCUACAACGGAAGAUCACCGGGGGAGUUCAUGAAUGAUUAUAGGCAUGUGCAGAGGGAGUAUGAGGAGUUGAAGGUGAGGUUGGAGACGCUCCCUAGCACUAUUCAGGAGAGGUCAGAUGUGUGCAACAGCAUGAAAGCAAAGGAAGGGGGUGCAAAAGCAACUUGGAUGGCUAAUGGGACACAAUGGCCAGGCACAUGGAUUGAACCAACAGAAAACCAUAGGAAAGGACACCACGCUGGAAUUGUUAAGAUUGUGCAGAACCAUCCGAGUCGUUGUAAGCCUCAACAGGGCUUCCAAGGUAGCAAUGCCAACCCAGACCCAGUCAACUUUGGUGGCGUCGAUGCGCGCCUCCCGAUGCUAGUCUACGUGUCUCGUGAAAAGAGCCCAUGCAGCGAACACAACAAGAAGGCGGGUAACUUGAACGCCCAGCUGCGCAUCUCCGGCCUGCUCUCCAACGCGCCCUUCGUCAUCAACUUCGACUGCGACCACUACGUCAACAACUCGCAGGCCCUGCGUGCAGCGAUGUGCUUGAUGCUUGACUCGAGGGAAGGCGGCAGCACUGGCUUCGUCCAGUUCCCGCAACGGUUCGAGAACGUCGACCCCACGGACCGGUAUGGCAACCACAACAGGGUCUUCUUCGACGGCGCCAUGUACGCCCUCAAUGGACUCCAAGGGCCUACCUACCUCGGCACUGGUUGCAUGUUCCGCCGGCUCGCGCUCUACGGCCUCGACCCGCCUCGCUGGAGACCUGAAGACAUCACGGUCGACAGUAACAAGUUCGGUAACUCCAUACAGUUCUUGAACUCGGUCUUGGUGGCUUUGAAACAAGAACGCCGCAUCACACCACCAGAGCUAGACGAGCCGUUUCUCGCUGAGAUGGCGAUGGUCGUGUCAUCUUCGUAUGAUCAAGGGACAGACUGGGGCAGUGGCGUUGGGUACAUAUACAACAUAGCCACCGAGGACAUAGUGACCGGCUACCGCAUCCACGGGCAAGGGUGGCGCUCCAUGUAUUGCACCAUGGAACGAGACGCGUUCCAUGGCACUGCACCGAUCAACCUGACGGAGCGCCUCUACCAGAUUGUUCGUUGGUCUGGUGGAUCCCUAGAGGUGUUCUUCUCACCUUACAACCCAUUGUUCUCUGGCCGCCGGCUCCACCUAAUGCAGCGGGCCGCAUACCUCAAUUUCACCAUCUACCCGAUCACGUCGAUCUUUAUCAUACUCUAUGCCUUCUGCCCAGUGAUGUGGCUAAUCCCGGAGGAAAUACUCAUCCAGAGGCCGUUCACCAGAUACGUCGUGUACCUCAUCGUAGUCAUCGCACUGAUUCACGCCAUUGGCAUCUUCGAGAUAAGGUGGGCGGGGGUCACAUGGAUGGACUGGUGGCGCAACGAGCAGUUCUUCAUGAUCGCCUCGAUGAGCGCGUACCCGACGGCGCUGCUGCACAUGGUGGUGAAGCCUCUCACGGGGAAGGGCAUCCAAUUCAGGGUCACUUCGAAGCAGGCUGCAGCGGCCGACGUCGACGAUAAGUUCGCUGAGAUGUACGAGAUGCGGUGGGUGCCCAUGCUGAUCCCGCCGGCGGUGGUGCUGUUCUCCAACAUCAUGGCUAUCGGCGUGGCCAUGGGCAAAGCGGUCGUGUACAACGGAGUAUGGUCUGUGGUGCAGAAGAGGCACGCGGCGCUGGGUCUCCUGUUCAACGUGUGGAUCAUGAUGCUCCUCUAUCCGUUUGGGUUGGCGGUCAUAGGACGCUGGAGCAAGAAAUCCGGUAUCCUCUUCGUCUUGUUUCUGGUUGCAUUUGUGGUCAUUGGGCUGGUGUACAUUGGCGUGCAUGCGUUCCUUGUAAAUUUCCUCCCGUUCAUGGUGAUAUAGCAAAAUCAUUGUGUACUUUUAGUUGAUAAUAAUACAGAAUUGUUGACGUGACCAAA